AUGAAAACGGAAAGGCUGUCUGCUAGUGUGGACGCAUGUGCAUUUCUGUCAUCGUUCGUGUGCUCCAGUAGGACCCUGCUAAUUGAUGGCUGGGUGGAACUCAGAAGAGGCCUGCAGAGUCAGGAGCAGCAUCUUUUCCUAUUCAAUGACCUGUUUGUUGUGGCCACAAUCAAAUACAACAACAACCUUAAGAUAAAAAAUAAAAUAAAAUAAAGUGACAUGUGGACAGCAAGCUGCGUGGAUGAAGUGGGAGAAGGCAGCACCAGCGCCGUGGGAUCCUUUGUCCUGGGCUGGCCCACCGUGAGCUUGGCGGCCACUUUCAGUUCUCCAGAACAAAAGCGCAAAUGGCUCUCUCUCCUUCAGAGAUACAUCAAUCUAGAGAAAGAGAAGGACUACCCGAAGAGCAUUCCACUCCGAGUCGUCACCAAGGAUGUUGGGAAUUGCACCUGUUCUAAAACUAUGACAGUAACAAAUACAGAUACUGCAAAUGAUGUUACCAACAGGGCCCUACCAAUGCUAGGGGUAACUGGCUCUGAGAAAGAGAACAAGUGUUGGGUGAAUUCUGGCAAAGAGGAGGCACCAUACCCACUUAUUGGACAUGAAUUCCCCUACAGGAUUACAAUGAGUCACCUUCAAGACACAGCACUCCUGAUGCAGGGGUUGAAGGACUCCCCCACACCUUCCAACCUCCAAGAGCCCUUCCUCAUGGGACAACUGCCCGAAGAGAAGCAGUGCCAAUUUAUUCUGAAGCCCAGCCGGCUGGCUGUGGCCCAACAAGUGGGUGAUUCAGGUCAGAAGAUGUUUAAAAGAAGAAGCUCUAUCAUUAACUGGGCCUUCUGGUGGGGCUCGAGCACCCACCUGGACAACCAGCCCAUGUCACCAACAUCUCUGAAGCCAGGACAGCUCUUCAGAGUGUCUUUGCCAGAAAUUUGUGAGAACAACAAUCUACCCAAACCUCUCUUGGAUAUGCUUUUCUUCCUUAACCAGAAAGGACCCCUCACAAAAGGGAUCUAGUCGGCCAACAUGAAAUCCUGCAGAGAGCUGAGAGAGAAACUGAAUUCCGGAGUUGAAGUACAGCUAGACUGUGAAUCGGCUUUCGUGAUAGCCUCUGUCUUAAAGGAUUUUCUAUGACAUAUUCCGGGAAGCGUAUUUUCAUCAGAUCUCUAUGAUCAUUGGGUCUGUGUAAUGGAUGAAGGAAACAAUGAGGAGAAAAUAAAUGCAGUUCAAAGGCUAUUAGACCAGCUCCCAAGAGCCAACGUUAUUCUGCUAAAGCAUCUUUUUGGGUUAUUGCACGAGACUGAAAAACACGCCUCAUCGAGUCAGAUGAAUGCAUUUAACUUAGCGGUGUGCAUCACUCCAAGCGUCCUUUGGCCUCCUGCUUCCUCCAGCCCUGAACUAGAAAGUGAAUUUACAAGAAAGGUUUCUCUGCUUAUACAAUUUCUGAUUGAAAAUUGCUGUAGAAUAUUUGGAGAAGAAAUCACUUCCCUUUUGGAAUAGGUUUCAGUGACAUGUGAUACAAAAGAGAAUGCCUCAGAUAUCUCUUGCUUCCAGCUGAAUGACAGCAUGGAAAAUGAGCUGAACGAAGAAGUCAAUGCUCCGUGCAGUGACUUAGUAAAGAAACUCAGUCCAGGCAGCAGAAGCAUGGACUCCAUGUUAACCCUCAUUGACUAUGACCUUGAGCAGCCUGAGGCAGAAGGCGUUUUAACCCUGAGCAACUUUGACUUAGACGGUCCUAAAGGUGAAGACGUCCAGGUGGAACAGCCCAGUGAGCCCGUGCCGGUGGCCGCGGCGGCAGUGUAUAGAAAGGCCUCACUGCAGGACCAGACCAGUGCCCCCUCUGGUACGAGCACACCCGGCCACCUGUCUGCAGCUACAGAAGAUGCUCCAAAAACCCCGAGGCAACAGCGGCGCUGCUCGGAGCCCAGCAUAGGCUACCUGGGUUCAAAGCUUUCCUUUCUCAGGGCAUUUUAUCAGAAAAGGAUAUGCAAGUCCAGCUGUGAUGCAAUUCUCCUGAAAAAAGAUGAGAACCAUCUGAGUCAGAAUCCACCCCUCCAGGAAGAGGGUAAGACAGGUUUUAAAAUGAGUUUAGUCACAUGCACUGAUGUCAAGAAAAAUGCCACUGAUAAAAAUGAUAAGAAAAGCUUGUGUGAUAGCAAAGGAAAUCGUGUAAAGCUUUUUCCUAAAUCCAAGCCAGUGACCAUUUCUUACAGCUGCCUGUCCUCACACGAUCGUCCCAGGAACCAGCCCUUCACUGCAGACAUGGCUGGGUACUCCCCGCCAUGCACAGCAGAGCCCCUCAAGGAGGUAGCAGUCUGCUCAGAGCCCAGCACUGAUGACCGGCGCUGCAAACUGACCUAUCUCAGGGGACUUUAUUCAAAAAAGCAGCAGCACAAUGCAAGCUGUGACACCAGUCUCUUGCACGGAGAGGAGGAUAAUCUCAAGAGGCACAAGUCUUUGCAGAUGGAGGGGCAAAAGCUUAUCAAUCAGAGCUUGGUCAUGGGGAUCGAGGUUGGCAAGAGUGGUGCCACAAACCAGAACACUGAGAAGGUCUUCCCCCCAAGAUUAAAUAUUUGCCUGAGGAGUAGCUAUUCCAGCUUGUCCUCCCCAGACACGUCCCCAUCUGGCUCAUUAGUGAGUUCCCAGGACAGCGCUUUUUCUCAGAUUUCUGAACAGUCAGUGUUUACACCCACUGAAACAUCCUCUCCAGUAGAUUGCACUUUUCAAGUUCGAGGAAAACAGGAAGAGCUUUCUUCUGACUUUAGCAGUUCCAGCCUCAUUUCUGGAAUUCCUGGUCCCUUAUCAGGGCAGUCCAGCAGCCACCUGGCUCAUACAAAAAAGGACAGCCUAGAGGGGCAUUCACAAAUGCAUUCCAUAACUCUUCACCCCAGCACAAGGUUGAGAAAUGGUAUAGCCAGUUUGAAAAAUUGGUCCCUCAAAAAGAAGUCAAGGGCACCCAGACCAGAAGACAAUAAAACAGGUUCCCUAAAAGGACCCAUGGAGCCACCUCCACAUGCUCCUGGCAUUCCAGAAGCCAGCACACUGCAAGAGAGACAGACAGACGUUCCCCAAAGGGCUGCUGAAGGACUUGGAGCUGUGCAAAUAGCCCAGUGCUGUAGUUCUUACCCCAGCCAGGACUCAGAGAAGGACAAUAGCUCUCCAUCCAGCCUGGCGGAAGAUGGACUUGAGCUUGGUAUGAAGUACCCUGAGGAAGGAGAGAAUGAUGGACAGUGUUUUCCUGGUACUCUGCCUCUAGAAGGAUCCUCACCCAGCUCUUUGACAAUGGAUGACGUGUCCAGUCCAGACUCAGAGCCAACAGUGGUUUCUGAUGCUGAGGACACACAUGUAACCAAAGACAUUUAACCACAAUCAGAAUCUAAUAUCUGCAAGGACAGAAUCCGGGCUACUAAUAACAUAAAGAUAAUAAUUACUAUGACCCCUGUGUAUAGAAUAACCGAGACAGGUAGCAUCAAGGUUAUCACUGCUGAUACUUAGGACAACAAAAGAAUCCUCUUUAUUGAGACUAUUUGGCAAAAAGUUGAGACUAAAAGAUUUUAUCACCUAACUGGGAGGCUUUUCCUUAUUAGAGCAUGGAUUGAUCCUGUCAUGUAUUUUAAGAGAUCCCAGCAGAGGACUAAAGAUGCAGCAACUUCUCUAGAGGAAACAUGCCUUAGAUGACAUUAAGAAGGCCAGGAUAUCAAAAGUGAAGAAU
Messenger RNA from Camelus dromedarius (Arabian camel), 3709 nucleotides. RefSeq names its product rho GTPase-activating protein 20-like. Gene Ontology annotation, molecular function: GTPase activator activity. Gene Ontology annotation, biological process: signal transduction; regulation of Rho protein signal transduction. NCBI's taxonomy places the organism in Eukaryota, Metazoa, Chordata, Mammalia, Artiodactyla, Camelidae. The record is from RefSeq and is a predicted model, not a curated record.